AUGUCUUCCUGUAAGAACGACGUGCUUUUAGACGACGCUUUCUUUCGUCAGCUCGAGUCACAAUUUCCUGGCGGUCCUCAGUCGCCAUGGUUCGUGUAUGCGAUCUUAAUUCUCCAGGCCAACGAUCAUAUGGACCUAAUCGGAAGUACCUGGGAGUAUGUGAAGUCGGAAACGCCUGACGAAGAUGAGUUGUUGGUUAAAGCGAGGAAGAUGCGUGAAGCUUUGCUGAAAGCCAGUGUGCUGGUCGGGUUCCCAAAAGGCAUAAAUGGCUGCAUAGCGUUGCGCAAAGCUAUCCUGUCGAGCUCGCCGGACUUGGAGAAGAAGCUCGACCAAGAUCCAUCUCUCCGACAGAACUUGCAGCGAGCGGAAAAGGAUGCGAGAGGCAAAGCUUUCUUCUCCAGAAUCUAUGCUCAACACACCGAACGUGUGCUUGACAACAUGUCCAAUGCUUCUGGCGGUGACCUCUUCGAAUUCGCUAUCAACGCGGUGUAUGGCUGA
Fulvia fulva is the source of this 498-nucleotide messenger RNA. RefSeq lists its product as uncharacterized. Bases 1 to 498 code for a protein of 165 amino acids. The transcript is spliced from 2 exons. Lineage: Eukaryota; Fungi; Ascomycota; Dothideomycetes; Mycosphaerellales; Mycosphaerellaceae. The record is from RefSeq and is a predicted model, not a curated record.